GCAUGAUCAAUUGACAUCACUUUCAUAUCCUCUCUCUCUCUAAGAUAGACAAGAACAAACCUUUAUUUUCCCUCGUAUUCCUUUCCUUUUCCCACUGCCAAAAUCCCAAUUUCAGAUAACAUGUUCUGAAAAACCCUAACCCUAAUCUGUACAUACAUACAUACAUACAUACAUACAUACCCUCAUCGUUCUUCUUCAAUCCUGAUUCUGUAACAACAAUCAACAUGUCUUCUUCUUCUCCUUUUCUUCUCUUAUUCACCCUUCUCCUCUCUCUGCCCCUAAUCUUUCUCUAUGCCCCGACCUUCAUCUUCCAUCCAAGACACUCACAAAUCUCCACCGCAGACGAGCUCGACGAUCUAGCUCUCUUCCGCCGAACCGCUCUCACCUCCGUCGCCCACCGCCGUUCCCGCACCUCAGUUUCUCAUCUCGGACCCACCCACCAUAAACCCAAAAUCGCUUUCCUAUUCCUCACCAACACCAAUCUCCAUUUCGCCCCUCUUUGGGAAAAAUUCUUCAAAGGAAACGAACGAUUCUACAACAUAUACGUCCACGCAUAUCCCUCUUCCGCAGUUUCCUCCCCGGGCGGCGUUUUCGAAAACCGAUUCAUCGCCGCCAAGAACACACAACGCUCGUCUCCAACGCUUAUAUCAGCCGCCCGCCGCCUCCUCGCCACCGCCAUUCUCGACGACCCAUUAAACUCCUACUUCGCCCUCGUCUCCCAGCACUGCAUUCCCCUGCACUCAUUCCGAUUCACUUACAGAACCCUGUUCCCCGGGUCAACCCGCGAGUUGACUCACCCAACAAGCUAUAUCGAAAUCCUCUCCGAUGAACCGCAGCUCUGGGACAGGUACACAGCCAGGGGAGAUGACGUGAUGUUGCCGGAGGUUCCAUUUGAGAAAUUCCGGGUCGGGUCUCAGUUCUAUGUACUUGCCCGGCGCCAUGCUCUUCUGAUUGUAAAGGAUCGGAAACUAUGGAGUAAAUUUCGAUUACCAUGUAUAAACGCUGAUUCGUGCUACCCUGAAGAACACUACUUUCCUACUCUUUUGUCAAUGGCGGAUCCGAAAGGAUGCAGCCAUUACACUCUAACUCGAGUUAAUUGGACGGGAAGCACCGACGGGCACCCGUAUACUUAUUCCCCGCCGGAGGUAUCAUCGGAGCUUAUUGGGCGGCUGAGACAAUCAAAUUCAACUAGAUAUUCAUACUUAUUUGCUCGAAAAUUCUCGCCGGAUUGUUUGGAACCUUUACUGAGAUUGGAGGAGAAGAUUAUCUUUCGCGAUUGAAGUGAAUCGUCGUCGAUAAUCCGGUGGUCAUGCCUCGUUUGUUUGCUUGCCGCCUCUUUAUAUUUCUGGUGGAGACUAAAAAAAAGAUUAAAAUCAGGGUGUGGGCUCUGAAGGUGGUAUCUAUAAUAAGUAUGUGGCCCAAGGAGAAGUCCAGGGCUAGGCCCAUUGGGCCGUGAAAAUUCAGGAUUGGUUAAUGUGUGUGUGUUUUGACAGGGACCAACUAAAAAGAUAGUGGGUCCUUUUCACUUUUUACUCUCUCUUGUCUCUUCUCUUGGUAAAAUGUAAAUAGACAGAGAAUUGAUAAGAAGAAGAGGUUGCUAAAAGAAGCAUAAAAGAAGACAGUAUAAGGAGUGCCCUAAAAAUGGAGGGUUGCUUCUCUUAUUUCUUCUUCUGCUCAUCAUUAAAUGUGUGUGUUAGUGUGUAUUUGAUAAAUAAAGUGCAGUUUCCAUUUG
Impatiens glandulifera is the source of this 1732-nucleotide messenger RNA. RefSeq names its product glycosyltransferase BC10-like. Gene Ontology annotation, molecular function: glycosyltransferase activity. The coding region runs from base 225 to 1280 and encodes 351 amino acids. The transcript has 2 exons. Gene Ontology annotation, cellular component: membrane. Lineage: Eukaryota; Viridiplantae; Streptophyta; Magnoliopsida; Ericales; Balsaminaceae. The record is from RefSeq and is a predicted model, not a curated record.